AUGGUUAAAUAUAUUCCUACAAAGCGUCAAUCAAAAAAAGAAACACUACAGGAACCAAAGUAAGCAGCCAGAGUUAUCCGACACUACCACUUAGAAGAGAAAGUUGAUAAAAGACAUAGAUUCAAAACAACUAAAUAAUAGAGAGAAGAAAUUGAUAUUAAUCUUUAACGUAGAAUUGAAGAUAUUCAUAUUGAAACUAAAUCUGAUAUUUCUGGUUGUUAUUUUAGAGAUAUCAUUGAAUUAAAACGAAGCACAUUAUGUAUACAUUUAUUCUAUAUACAAAGCUACAUUAAUGGAAAAAAAGUUUAUGAAUGAAUCAUAUAAUUAUGCAUAAUCCUUGCCUUAAAUUUUAGUUAAUUUAAGAUAAUUACUUGAUAUUGCUUACAUUUAUUUGAAAGAAAAAGUACUUAUUCUAACCAUAAUAGAGUAGCAAAAAUUUAGUAUUAGACACCUUACCUUAUUUAAUUAAAGAUACCAGAGAAGAAUUUUAUCCAUAUUUAGAAAAAACUAUUAGAGAAAUUCUAUCUUAAAUUGAUAUUGAAUAAGUAGAACACUUAGAAAAGAGUUUCUUGUUUAUUGCAUAUGCAAUUAAAUAUUUAGAAAAAGUAUUGAUAGAUUAAUUUGAACCUUUUAUUAAUCUUAUGUAAGAAGUGUGUUUCUCUUCAAAAUUUAACAUUAUUAAAAAAUUAGCAUCUGAAUCUGUUGGUUAUUUAUUUAGAAAAAAUCGAUCACUUAUUCAUAGAGCUUUGAAUAUUGUUAAUCCUAAAUAACUUAGUUAUUCUAUCUUUAUAUCUAUUCAAUCCAUCAAAGGAUACUUAGCUUAAAAUACAUUCAAAGUAAUUGAUGAAAUUUGGAAAACAUAAAAUAACGAUCUUAUUUAAUAAUUUUAUAUAGUUUUAAUUCAAAAUGCUACAGAGGUUUCUCAUUAAUCUCCUAAAAUCAUGAUUAGUUUAUUAGAAGUAUUCAAAGAUUUAAAAUUAAGAACUUAAUCUCUGGAUUAAGCAAUUUUAAUUGAACUAUUUAAAAAUAAUAGAAAAAAAGCUACACCAUAAAUUAUAAAUGAAGUUAUAACAUUUGUUAAUAAUCCUGAAUCAAUUGGAUAUUUAUUGAGACUUCAUAAUUUAUAGAUCGAAGAGAUAAUCAUUUCAAAUAAAUUGUUUGUCAAUAAAAUGUUAAAUUAGAUAACAAUUGAAGAAUUUUCAAAUAUUGUUGAAAUAAUCUUAUAAUAACCAAUUCAUCAGAGUUCUAAUAUUUAUAAACUAUUAAUUGCAUCAACAUUUUAAUAAUUAUUCUAAUAAAAAGAGGAAGCAUUAAUCUUAUUAUUGAAAUUAGAUGAAAUUCAUUGUAUUGAUAAAUUAACACCUGAUUAAUUAGAUAAAUUAUAUACUUCUGAAUUAUUUAGUAAACUUUUAUGCACAGACAAUAAUUUCUAUGUUCUCUCUUUAUGUAAAUUAAUCCAAAUGGUAGAAUUUCCAACAGAGAUUAAAUAAUAAAUAAUAAACAAAUUGUAAGCUACCCUACAUAUAUUAAAUAAUAAUAUAUAAUCUAAUGAACAAAAAAUAGAUUAUACUCUAAUAAUUAACAAUAUUGAAAAGUUAAGUUCAAUAAAAUUGGAAAUAAGUGAAGAAGUUGAAUUACUAUAUGCAGAAUAAAAUUAAGAUAAUAAAUCAUUAGAAGAUGGGAUAAUUAUAAAAAUAUUGUAGAAUCCAGAAAUUAAAUAAUUAGAAUUAAAUAGAACAAUUUAUAAUUUAUUCAGUAGAUUAAAUUUAUAAACAAAAGAAUUUUUUACUUUGUUAACAAAUAUUCCAAAAAAUUUGUUAGAGAUUGGAUUAAUGAGUAGAAAGAGAUAAAUUAGAUUAAUUUGUGCAUAAAAAUUAUUUGAAUUAGAGAAUUCUGAAUAAUUAUAGCUAAUGAUAGAUAUUGAUAGUGAGAAGAUUAAUAUUGAUAAUGAAAGAAGAAUUAAAAACUCAAUAAUUAAUCUUAAGAAUUUAUUAAAUAAAAGCAUAAAUGUAAAAUAAAUUGAAAGAUAUGCUUUUGGACUUGCAUUCACUAAAUUUUUUCUUGUUAGAUAAACAAUAAGAGAGCUAUUAACCUCAGUUUUAUCAAAAUGUGAUAUUUAAAGUAUAUUGAGAAUAUUUUUGAUUACACCCUAAGAAUAUUAAAAAUGUAGUCUUUCUUAUUUAGAUAAACAUUGCUAUCUAGAAUAAGAUGAAGAAUAAUUAGAAUCUUAAAUUUGUUUUGAUGAAGUAUUUGCAUAGGCUAUUUAACAUUGUGAAUUAAAUCAAAAUAUCAAACAAACAAUUUUCUAAAUUUCAACAAAAUAUUUAUAAUAAUAAUAUGAGGAAGAUAUUAAUUGUAUUAAAGUAGAAUAAUAUUAUAAAAGAAGAUAUGGUGAUAAAACAUCUCAAUUUCAUUUAAAAAUGUUAUAUUAAUCCUCAUAGAUAUAAUUAUUUAAACAUUGGUUAUUAAAAGAUGAUGAAUAAACAUAAAUGAUAGCUUUAAAUAAUAUAAAAUUUAUUGAAAUUUAAAAUAAUUUAUAAGAAUAUCACGGAAUCAUAAAUGAAUUUUUUAGUAGUAUGGAAUAAAUGAUUAAUGGUAAUACAUUUAAAGGUGAAAUAAUUAGAUUCUAAUUAGAUUUACCAUAACAUUUAUAAGAAUAAUUUAAAUUAUACAUUCUAAAUGUAUUAUAUCCAAAGAUAUUUAGUAAAUAAAAACUUCAUAAAAAAAAGCAUAAAAAUUCUGCUAUUUAAGUGAGGAGAAAUGCAGUAUUUGAACAAUUAAGCAAUUUAAACUUAUAAAACGAAUUAAUUAAUUUAAUAUAAGAGAAUCAUGGUUUUCAUAAUGAUUUGAAUGAAGUACCAAUCCAAAUUAAAAUAUAAUAUUUAAAAAUUUUAAAGAAUUUAAUAGAAAAAUUUGGUUAUUAAAUUAAUGUAUAAUAAUUAGAAAAGUAAAUAAAGAUAAUAAGAUAAUUAUUAAAUCAUGCUUUUUUAUUAAAAUAAAAUGAGAAUGUAACAUCAUUAUCGAAAGAAUUAUGGAAGGUUGGAAUUAAAAGAUUAUGCUAAAUUGUUAAUAAAUAUCACUCUGAAUAAUCUUUUACAGAAAUGAUUUAAGAAAAUUUAAAAUUUUGUUUUGAAGAUAAUGGAUUCAUUUAAGGAUUUGAAAAAAUAGUUAUUGAUUCAAAAUCAUAACCUUCUGGAAUUUUAAAAUUGUUAUAGAGUGUAUGUUUAAUAAAAGAUUACUAAUAAUUUAUUUGUGAAAAUCAUGAAUUGUUAUUAAGUAGAUUUUUCUAAUUGUAUGAUUUUACCUAUAUAAAAUAAAUACAUUUGAAUCAAGAUGAAGAUGGAAGAUUAGCUCAUUAGCUAAAACAUUAAAUAUCAUAAAAGAUUUCAGCCUAAAGAAAUUGUAUUCAAAUAUUAAAUAGUAUUUUAUAUUCAAUAUAUUAAUUGAGUGAACCAUCUACCACAAUAGAAAUAGAACCAAAUCAACUUUGUUGUUUAUUUACAUAAUAAUAUGGUGAAUAAUUACUUAAUUGUUUAUUGAAUAAUGUUAACUCUAAUAUUGAAUGUGAGAGUGAAUAGAUAAAAGAUUUAAAUAUGAUUUAUCUUAUUUAUACAAUUUUAAUGAAUAGAAAAGAAUUCAAUAAUGCUAUACUGAAUUAAUGUUUAAUAUUAUUUAGUAAAUAAAUAAAAAAUCCUAAAUUAUAUGAUAGUUAAAUACAUAAUCAUAAUUUGAUGGGUAAAUUAUUAAAUAAUUGCAUUAAAUGCAUUUUAGAUAAAGAUAUAAUAGUUGAAUAUGAUCUAGUAGUUGAAUUAUUCUAAUCAUAUUCAUAACUCUUGAUUCUUGUUAAAAAUUUAACAACUAGAAAUCUAAUAGUAGAUGUAAUAAUUUCAAUGGCUAUUAAAUUUAAAGUACAAUAUCCUUUAAAUGAAAAUGAUGUUUAAUUAUUGAAAGCAAUGAAUUAAAGAAAUCAUGUUACUGAAGAGAUUGAAUAUGAAAAAUGUUUAGAAGCAUGUUUAUAAUUUUAGAAGAUAAUUCAUAAUGAUAAAAAAACAACAGAAUUAAUUUUAUAAAAUUGUUUUUAUCUUUUGACAAGUCAAGAAUUAUCAAUUAGAAUAUCAGUAUUAGAGAUAUUUAAGAGUUAUUUGAGUAAGAAUAUUAAAUCAGAAUAUAUAAAAUAAAAUUAUUUACCUUAGAUGAUUUAAUUAAUGAAAAUGAAUGAAGAAACUUCAGUAAAAGCUGCUUUGUAAUUAUUUGAACAUUAUUUAUUAUGCAUAUAAAUUGAUGAAUACACUUAAUAAAUUUUAAAUAAUUAACCAUUAAAUAUGAUUGAAGAAUAAUACGAUAGUGGCUAUUGUGAAUUUAAAGUAUUAUUUGAAAAUGAGAAUCCAGAUUAAAAUGUCUUCAAUUUAAUUUUUGAUAUUUAAUUAAUUAAAAGAAUAAAAGGAGCUUAAUUAAUUUAAAAGAGACUAAUGUAAAUACCUGUUUUAUUAAUUGAAUCAGUUUCAAAAAUAAUGUUACCUUUAUUAGACUUUUAUAUAUUUUAUGCUGGAGGUGAAUUGAAUAAUCAUAAACAUAAAUUAACAGAUGCAAAUAAAUCACACUAUUUAACAUUAUAAGAUGUUUCUAUUUAAAUGUAUGGGUAUAUUUGUAGCCAUUUUGAUUUUGAAAGAAGAAUUAGUUUAAUGUAAUAAUUAACUAAAAAAUUAGAAAAAAGUAUGAUAAGUAAUAAAUAAUAAUUAUCUAAUGCUUUGAUUAAAACUAUAUCAAUAAUUGCUUCUAAUAAAGAUGAUAAUUUCAAUGUAAUAAAAUUAAUCAAAGAAAGAUUAUAAAUGAAUUCAGAAUCUAAAUUAUAAGAUUAUUUAUAAUAAUAUAUAAGCAUUGAAGAAGAGUAAUAAAAUACUUAAAUUAUUGAUUUUGAAUUUAGUUAUAGAAGUCUUAUUUAAUAAGAAAAAGAAUUAGCAAAAGUUAGAGAAAUUAAAGAUGUUUCAAAUUAAUUUUGGAAUCAAAUUAUUGAUAUUACAGUAGAUGAAAUAUAAGAAUGGUAGGAUAGAUCUAAUAUUUUAUUAAAAUAAAUAUAUUUACCAUUAAAAAAUUUAUUUUUAUUAGAUGAAAAACAUAGAGUUUAGCUGUCUAUAUCAUUAACUGAAUUAAUUAUUUAAUUACCACCUGAAAAUUUUAUGAUUGAAUUAAAUAAACUAGUUGGCAAAUUAUGUAGAUUAUUAAAGAGUAAAGAUAAUGAUGUAAGAGAUGAAACUAGAAAAUGUUUAUUAGAUUUAAGUCGUAAAAUAGGACCUAUAUUUUUAAAGUUUAUUAUUAUACAAAUGAAAUCUAUACUUAUAUAAGGAUUUGAAAAUCAUGUUUUAUCUUAUACUUUAGGAUUAUUAUUAGAAUAAAUAACUGAAAUUGGUCAAAUUGAUAAUUGUUUAGAAGAAAUUAUGGAAAUAUUAUUAGAUGAAGUAUUUGGAAGAUUAUGCACUGAAAAAGAUACUGAAACUUUACCUAAAAAGACUAAAGAAAUUAAGAGUAAAAAAGGAAUGUAAAAUUUUAAAAUAGUUGGUUCAUUAAUUAAUUUUGUUAAUUCUCUACCUAAAUUAAUUGGAACUAUAGAUUAUUAUAUUACUUAAUAUUAGAUAUCUCAUAAUUUACAUAGUAAAUUAAAAUUAAUUUUUGAACAUUUAUAUUUAGGAUUGAUAAAUAAUUAAUCAGUUUAGAAUAUUGUUUAAGUCAUAUAUUUGAUGAUUUGUGAAACUAGCUAUAAAUUAGCAGAUUCUUUAAAAUAAACACAUAAUCUAGAUUUUACUUAUGGUUAAGGUACCUAUAAAAAGAUUACUAAGGAAGAUAUUAUGUCAAUAUAAUUACCUUCUUAUGGAUCAUAAUCAAUCUCUACUUAUAUAAAAUAAAAUAAAUUAAAAACAUCAAGUACUAUUAUUUAUGGUCUUGUAAAUUUUAUAAGCAUAAAACUAUUACAUCACAACAUUCACAAUAUCGAAGAUUCUCCACUUUUAUAAAAAAUGUUUUCUAUCAUUUUAGAAUGUUUAAAUCAUAAAGACAUGAUUACUGAAUGUGUAUCAGUUAUAUCUGCAAUGAUUAAAAGAUUUGAUUGGGUUUUAUAAUUUAAAAAAUAAAUUAUUUAAAAUGCUAUGUAAUGUUUAUCUACUAUUACAUCAACAGAUGAAUAAUUUAUUAGAGAUUCAUUUCUUUUAUUAAAAGCUAUUCUUGAUAGUAAAUUAAAUGAAUUCACUUUAUAAUAAUAAAAAACAUUAGUUCAUUUUAUAGAUCUAUAUUUAGAAUCAAAUGAAUCAUUAGAAUGUUUAAAACUUAUAAUUCAUGCUAUUUGGCCAUUACCAUAAAUUUAUGAUAUUAUUCUUAAAGUUAGAGAAUCUAUGUUAUAAACAACUAAGAAAACACAAAAUCUAUGUUAAUAAAUAUAUAUUAAUUUUCUUAUCAAAUAUCCAUUAUCAAGUUAAGUCUUGUAAUAACAUUAUGACUUUAUUAUUGCAAAUCUUUAAUAUAAGUAUUUUGGUGGUAGAAUGAUAAUCCUUUAAUGUUUAUAAUAAAUAUUUUUAUACUUUCCUUUAGAUACUGUUAACAAAUUAUCUGAAAUUUCAUAUUUCUCUUUAAUUGUAGCCUUAGUUAAAGAAGAUGUUGAUACUCUUAAAGAAUAACUUAUUAAUGUUUUAAAUACAUUAAUUUCUAAAACAACAUAAGAUAAAAUCAUGAAAUUUACAUAAAAUUCAUUAAUUUGGAUGACUAAUGAUAAACUAAAAGUACAAUUAUCAGGUCUAGAAAGUUUAUUUAUUUUAAAAGAUCAUUUAAAAUAUUAUUAAUCCAAAUUUAUUUUAUCAUCAAAUGAAUUAAUUGAUAAAUGUAUUACUAAUUGGAAUGAAUGGAAAAAUACAAUCUAAGCUAAAAAUAUUUAAAAUAAAAAUCUAAAAAAUAGUUAAUGGGCAAAUGAAUUAGAAGCAAUAUCAGUUUCAGAAUAUCCAGAAUUAUAACAAUCUCUUCAUUCUUUAUUAAAACUAUUAAAUGUUAUAGAUGAGAACUAAUUAAUAUUAAUUUAUGAAUAAAAUACAAUUUGUAAAUUAUUUAAAUGUGUUUAAUAUCCUCAUUAAGAAACAGCUAAUUAAGCAAUUUAAUUGUUAAUAAGAUCUAAACAUUUAAAUAUUAUUCAUACUUAAAUUUAGAUAUAACAAGAUCAUAUUGUCAAAAAUAUGUAAAAGAUAACAAAAUAUUUGUUUUUAAUAAAAUUUGCUAGAAAUUAAAUAAUAAUAAAUUAAGAAUUAACAUUCAAAUUUAUAUUAGAUUAUUUAAAUUUAUUAUAGGAAUAAGAAUAAGAAUAAAUUAUUAAUUUAGUGUUUGAAUGUUUAUUAAAAGUAACUACUAAUUUGAUGGCAAAAUAAUUGUAAUUAAACAAAGGAAUAGAAAAUUUAAUGGAAUUUUAUCAAUAUAUAAUUAGUAAUGGAUUUAUGAGUAAUAAAAUGAUAAUCGAAAGUAUAUUGAGAAUCUAAUCACUUUAGUAGGAGAUGCCAAUUAUUGAUUAGGUAAAUAAAAAUAAAUAUUAAAUAGAUUUUAAAAUUAAUAGAGAAGUAAGUAGGGGCUCAAGAAUUUAUAUCGAAAUAUUCUUCAAUAUAGUAAGAGUUGAAUAAGGUAAAAGUGGAGAAAAAGAUAUAGAAUAAAAUGUUAGCAAUAAAGGAUCCUUAGAAGUUUUAAGAAAAGAGAUAAAGAAAGAUGAAAACAAAGUUGAUGUAGAAAAAGAAUAAAUUAUUAAUGAAAAGAGGUAAAAUAAUAAAAGAAUGACAAU
Messenger RNA from Paramecium sonneborni, 7801 nucleotides. The record is from the annotation of a GenBank genome assembly. NCBI's taxonomy places the organism in Eukaryota, Ciliophora, Oligohymenophorea, Peniculida, Parameciidae.